Molecule: messenger RNA, 3074 nt
Organism: Leguminivora glycinivorella
Lineage: Eukaryota; Metazoa; Arthropoda; Insecta; Lepidoptera; Tortricidae
Gene: INTS7
Product: integrator complex subunit 7
Exons: 18
Coding region: 64-2889 (941 amino acids)
Biological process (GO): snRNA 3'-end processing
Cellular component (GO): integrator complex
Source: RefSeq, a predicted model, not a curated record
UGUGUUAUUGUCAGUUUAGGUUUGUUGCUUAAUCCUGAUAUUUUCUAUUGGAAAUAGCCGAAAAUGAUCGGCGUUCGACUAAAUACCUUCAGCGACAACGCUGGAGAACCUGAACAAGAUGCUAAUUCAGCAUUAACUGAGCUAGACAAAGGACUCCGGUCAGGAAAAGUGGGAGAACAAUGCGAAGCGAUAGUACGUUUUCCACGUCUCUUCGAAAAAUACCCGUUUCCCAUACUCAUAAAUUCUUCAUUUCUGAAACUUGCCGACGUCUUCCGUAUGGGCAAUAACUUCCUUCGUUUAUGGGUACUGCGGGUUUGCCAACAGAGCGAGAAGCAUUUGGACAAGAUCCUGAACGUUGAUGAGUUUUUAAGACGAGUGUUCAGUGUUCUACAUUCGAAUGACCCUGUGGCUAGGGCGCUCGCACUUCGCACGCUCGGAGCGGUGGCUGGGAUCAUUCCCGAGAGGCAGAAUGUCCACCACGCUAUUAGACGGGGACUGGACAGCCAUGACAAUGUGGAGGUCGAGGCUGCUAUUUAUGCUACUACCAGAUUUGCUGCACAUUCCAAUGCCUUUGCGGUAGCGAUGUGCAACAAGUUAUCGGACAUGGUGGAAUGUGAGAGCACAGGUGCAGAAAGGCGCGCCAAGCUCGUGAGAGCCUUAAGGACCGUUCACGGAGGAGCGGUGCGAGCUGGUGGUGUGCUCAAACUGCUCCGCUCUCUCCUGGAGCGGUUCCCGUCCACCAGUUCAGUGCGAGCCGCCAUCUCUGCGCUUACUGCCAUCGCUCACGACACCGUCGUCCACGUGCCAGAUCAGGUGGAGCUCCUCCUCAGUAUAGCCACAAACGACGCGCGUUCCUCGGUCCGCCGGGCCGCGCUACUCGGCCUGAAGACUCUGGCCCAACACGCAGCCCUGUGGCCCGCUGCAUCUGUGCAAGCUUUAGUGCGGACAGCUGCUGAUGCUGACCCGAAGCACACUAUGCUAUGUUUGGAGGUUAUGCAAAUCCUAGUAGAAUGCCCAGCGGUGAUCGCCGACGCAGCAGGCUCGGCGCAACUAGCCUUACGUGAUCUAUGCGCACGCGCUGCGCUAGAAAGUUCACUGCGUCCCGCCGCGACCGCCGCGCACGUGCUUACACGCCGCGCCGUGCACUGCUACGAGGAAGGCAUACCCGUAGAAGGCGCAGAACUGAUGCUGGCCCUCGAGAACAUAGUGAUCGCCACGGGCGUGCCCGACGGACAGGACACUAUACGCCCGCUGCGCAUGGCUCUGCGCUGUCUGGUACAACUAUGCAACGCAGCGCCAGCCGAAUACGCACCACGAACCGGUCUCCUACUGACGUCUCAGCUGCGAGCGACUGGCUGGAGACAAGGGGGCCCGAGGGCCUUGGCCUUGUUGGAGGCCUUAGGGGCCUUAGGCGGAGGCACUCAUGGGGCCCUAACUUUGACUCUAACGGACUUGAUGGACGGAGCCGACAUAUCCGAGCCAGUAGAAGACGGCACAGCGCUAGUGCUCCUCUGCACCGUGAUAUUCCAAGAGAGAGCCGCUAAAGCGCUCAAAUGCAAGAUCAAGAGCGGCUGGCAGGAGAAGAUCAAAGAAGCUAUUAGUAGCGCUGAUGGGUGGACCAAGUAUAGAGUCGCUAGAGCUGCUCUAAGAUAUGGGCAUCACCGUUUAGCAACACAUGUGUUGGAAGGGUUACUGGGAGCGGCAAGCUCCGAGGCCACACAGCGUUGGUUGGCCUCGUUGUACCGAGCUGCCAAGGCGGACGCUGAACUUGUUGAACAAGGUAUGAGGGGGCUGGAGGCGGCGGCGUCGUGCUGGGAGGUGGCGGGCGGCUGGGGCGGCGCCGGCGCCGCGGGAGGUGGCUGCGCGGGCUGCGCGGGCUGCGCCGCCUGCACGCCGCUCGCCGGCGCUUGGAUCGCGGCUAGAGCACAAGCCUUGAGCACGCUAGCGAGGACGGCGGACAGAGCGAGGGUGUUGUGCACGCAACCCCCGCCUGCUGUAGCACAGGCGUCUCGUUCGCCGUGCGCGGCGGCCGGUUUAUGCGCAGCAGCUCUCCGCGCGGCGGCGCGCGCGGCGCGCGGCGUGGCGGCGCGGUACGCGCACAUCGCCAGGACCGCCUUCCAUGCUGAUGAGGCUACGCUGACGCAUCUUCAAAUUUCUCAGCACACGUUCACCCAGCUAUCCGAGUUCCUGGAGCGCAUCACCGGGCAGGCGGCCGCGCGCGCACUCUUCGUCCCGGACAUCAAACCCAAGAGUCUCGACGAGAAGAUAGCUCUGGCACCUGCUGAAGCUAUUGUCAACAUUUCCAAUAAACUCUUCGAUAACCCUAGUACGGGCAACGGGAUUACGCACCGACACGCAGAAGCAGUUUUAGCGGCAGUCCGAGCGUGCUGCGUGGGCGCAGUGUGGCCGCGUGCUGUCUGUGAAGCCCGCGCCUGUGGCGCCCUCUGCAGAUUGUCACUCACUCCAGGAGGGAGAGGGGCGGAGCAGGCAGCGGCGCUGCCGCACACGCACCACCUGGCGCUGAAGGCCGAGGGCGUGAUCCUGCCGCCGCCGAGAGGCAAGUCGCAGCCGCCGCGCCAAGUGAAGUCAGUGCAGCUCACUGUCACCGCCACACCGCAUCCGCGUACUAACGAGAAGACGGUGGAACUGACGAACGUGCCUCCCGUGCUCUCGGCGACUCAAACCGUGGCCCCCGUGCGAGACUUCUUCUCGGCACAGCAGUUGGUGGCUGUCUCCGCCCCUGGGCUGUAUACUGUGGCCGUGGAGGCUGCCUUCGUCGACCAACACGGGGCCUUGUGGAACACUGGCCCGAGGACCUCUAUUGUUAUUAAGGCACACGAGGACUCCAGUGCGAAGGGGAAUACGCAAACUGCUAGGGGGAGAUUUUGAGAAAGAUAAAAAAAUAUUAUCACUUGUGUAUAAGUAAAUAUAAGUAUAAAAUAAAUAAUCUGGUUUAUAUUUCUUGGUGAAAUUUCUACAUUGUAUUAAAAUAUAAGUAUAUUUGAUGUAUAAAACCUGAGUCAACAACCUUAGGUUAAUAAAAUAAAGAUGCCAAACAAUCUUUUAUUUUUCAU